Molecule: messenger RNA, 500 nt
Organism: Magnolia sinica
Lineage: Eukaryota; Viridiplantae; Streptophyta; Magnoliopsida; Magnoliales; Magnoliaceae
Exons: 3
Coding region: 77-373 (98 amino acids)
Source: RefSeq, a predicted model, not a curated record
GAGACGAGGAGCCGCAGCAGCAGACGAGAGUAGAGAGAGAAAGGAGACGAGCAGCAGCAGACGAGAAGAGAGAGAGAUGGAGAAGUAUUUCGGGAACCCGUACAGAGGAGACCCGGGGGUUCCGCACACCGAUCCGGACCGAUUCGUGAACAUUUGGAUCGGAUCUUUCGCCUUCUCUGCAAUCACCUGGUUCAAUCCCUACAUGUGGCACCUCGCCAACGCCUACAACUGGCAUGACCGAGCAAUGAUAUUUGAACAAUACCAUUGGAAGAAAGCAAUGAAGAAGGGGGAGCCGUAUCAGUUCAAGUGGAACCAGAUGGACAAGGCGACCCGUGACUCUUACUAUUUCAACUGGCCCGUAUACUUCUCCUAGUUUCAGGCUCUCAGUUGUUUUGCUUUUACUGAAUUUCUCAAAGGCACAGAUGUGUGCUCAUCUUGCAGUGGAUUUGAUUUGAUUUUCAGAACAUGAAACAUGGUAAUAUCUUCAGGCAUAAUUCCUA